AUGGUGUGUGCAGGAACAGAGAACAAGCUGAGCUCUCUCUCUGACCUGGAGCAGCAGUAUCGAGCCUUGCGCAAAUACUAUGAGAACUGUGAGGUGGUCAUGGGCAACCUGGAGAUAACCAGCAUCGAGCACAACCGGGACCUCUCCUUUCUGCGGUCUAUUCGAGAAGUCACAGGCUAUGUGUUAGUGGCUCUUAAUCAGUUUCGUUACCUGCCUCUGGAGAACUUGCGCAUUAUCCGUGGGACAAAACUUUAUGAGGAUCGAUAUGCCUUGGCAGUAUUUUUAAACUAUAGAAAAGAUGGGAACUUUGGACUUCAAGAACUUGGACUGAAGAACUUGACAGAAAUCCUUAAUGGUGGAGUGUAUGUAGACCAGAACAAAUUUCUUUGUUACACAGACACAAUUCAUUGGCAAGAUAUUGUUCGGAAUCCAUGGCCUUCCAACCUGACUCUGGUGUCAACAAAUGGUAGCGCAGGAUGUGGACGUUGUCAUAAGUCCUGUACUGGCCGAUGCUGGGGACCCACAGAAAAUCAUUGCCAGACCUUGACAAGGACGGUAUGUGCAGAACAGUGUGAUGGCAGGUGCUAUGGGCCCUAUGUCAGUGACUGCUGUCAUAGAGAAUGUGCUGGGGGCUGCUCAGGACCCAAGGACACAGACUGCUUUGCCUGCAUGAAUUUCAAUGACAGUGGAGCAUGUGUUACUCAGUGUCCCCAAACUUUUGUCUACAAUCCUACCACCUUUCAACUGGAGCAUAACUUCAAUGCAAAGUAUACAUAUGGAGCAUUUUGUGUCAAGAAAUGCCCCCAUAACUUUGUGGUGGAUUCCAGUUCUUGCGUACGUGCCUGCCCUAGUUCCAAGAUGGAAGUAGAAGAAAAUGGGAUUAAAAUGUGUAAACCUUGCACGGAUAUUUGUCCAAAAGCUUGUGAUGGCAUUGGCACAGGAUCACUGAUGUCAGCUCAGACCGUGGAUUCUAGUAACAUUGACAAAUUCGUAAACUGCACCAAAAUCAAUGGGAAUUUGAUCUUCCUUGUCACUGGUAUUCAUGGAGACCCUUACAAUGCAAUUGAAGCCAUAGACCCAGAGAAACUGAAUGUCUUCCGGACAGUUCGAGAGAUAACAGGUUUCUUGAACAUACAGUCAUGGCCCCCAAACAUGACCGACUUCAGUGUUUUUUCUAACCUGGUGACCAUCGGUGGAAGAGUACUCUAUAGUGGCCUCUCCUUGCUUAUCCUUAAGCAACAGGGCAUCACCUCUCUACAAUUCCAAUCUCUGAAGGAAAUCAGUGCAGGAAACAUCUAUAUUACUGACAACAGCAACCUGUGUUAUUAUCACACCAUUAACUGGACAACACUCUUCAGCACUAUCAACCAAAGGAUAGUAAUCCGGGACAAUAGGAAAGCUGAGAACUGUACUGCUGAAGGAAUGGUGUGCAACCAUCUGUGUUCAGGCGAUGGCUGUUGGGGACCUGGCCCCGACCAGUGCCUGUCCUGUCGUCGUUUCAGCAGAGGAAGGAGCUGUAUUGAGUCUUGUAACCUCUAUGAUGGGGAAUUUCGAGAGUUUGAGAAUGGCUCCAUCUGUGUGGAGUGUGACCCCCAGUGUGAGAAGAUGGAAGACGGCCUCCUCACCUGCCAUGGACCGGGACCUGACAACUGCACAAAGUGCUCCCAUUUUAAGGAUGGCCCGAACUGUGUGGAAAAAUGUCCAGAUGGUUUACAGGGGACAAACAGUUUCAUUUUCAAGUAUGCUGAUCAGGAUCGGGAGUGUCACCCAUGUCAUCCAAACUGCACCCAAGGGUGCAUAGGCUCAAGUAUUGAAGACUGCAUCGGCCUGAUGGAUAGAACUCCUUUGAUUGCAGCGGGAGUCAUCGGCGGGCUCUUCAUUCUGGUCAUUGUGGGCCUAACAUUUGCAGUUUAUGUUAGAAGGAAGAGCAUCAAAAAGAAAAGAGCCUUAAGAAGAUUUCUGGAAACAGAGUUGGUAGAACCUUUAACUCCCAGUGGUACUGCACCCAAUCAAGCUCAACUUCGUAUUUUGAAAGAAACUGAGCUCAAAAGAGUGAAAGUACUUGGCUCAGGUGCUUUUGGAACAGUUUAUAAGGGUAUUUGGGUACCUGAAGGAGAAACAGUAAAGAUUCCUGUGGCUAUUAAGAUUCUUAAUGAAACAACUGGUCCCAAAGCCAAUGUGGAGUUCAUGGAUGAAGCUUUGAUCAUGGCAAGUAUGGACCAUCCACACUUAGUCCGGUUAUUGGGUGUGUGUCUGAGCCCAACCAUUCAGUUGGUUACACAGCUUAUGCCCCAUGGCUGCCUGUUGGACUAUGUCCAUGAACACAAGGAUAACAUUGGAUCCCAGCUGUUGCUUAACUGGUGUGUCCAGAUAGCUAAGGGAAUGAUGUACUUGGAAGAAAGACGGCUUGUUCAUCGGGAUUUGGCAGCCCGAAAUGUCUUAGUGAAAUCUCCAAACCAUGUGAAAAUCACAGAUUUUGGACUAGCCAGACUCUUAGAAGGAGAUGAAAAAGAAUAUAAUGCUGAUGGAGGAAAGAUGCCAAUUAAAUGGAUGGCUCUGGAGUGUAUACACUACAGAAAAUUUACCCAUCAGAGUGAUGUUUGGAGCUACGGAGUCACUAUAUGGGAACUGAUGACCUUUGGAGGAAAACCGUAUGAUGGAAUUCCAACCCGAGAAAUCCCAGAUUUAUUAGAGAAAGGAGAACGUUUGCCCCAGCCUCCGAUCUGCACUAUUGAUGUUUACAUGGUCAUGGUCAAAUGUUGGAUGAUUGAUGCUGACAGUAGACCUAAAUUUAAGGAACUGGCUGCUGAAUUUUCAAGGAUGGCUCGAGACCCUCAAAGAUACCUAGUUAUUCAGGGUGAUGAUCGCAUGAAGCUUCCCAGUCCAAACGACAGCAAGUUCUUUCAGAAUCUCUUGGAUGAAGAGGAUUUGGAAGACAUGAUGGAUGCUGAGGAGUACCUGGUCCCUCAGGCUUUCAACAUCCCACCUCCCAUCUACACUUCCAGAGCAAGAAUUGACUCAAAUAGGAACCAGUUUGUAUACCGAGAUGGGGGGUUUGCUGCUGAGCAAGGAGUGCCUGUGCCCUACAGAGCCACAACCAGCACCAUCCCAGAAGCACCACUUGCUCAGGGGGCUACAGCCGAGAUUUUUGAUGACUCCUGUUGUAACGGCACCCUACGCAAGCCAGCGGCACCCCACGUCCAGGAGGAUAGCAGCACCCAGAGGUACAGCGCUGAUCCCACAGUGUUUGCCCCGGAACGGAGCCCACGAGGAGAGCUGGAUGAAGAGGGUUACAUGACCCCUAUGCGAGAUAAACCUAAACAAGAAUACCUGAACCCUGUGGAGGAGAACCCUUUUGUUUCUCGGAGGAAAAACGGAGACCUUCAAGCUUUGGAUAAUCCCGAAUAUCACAACGCUUCCAAUGGUCCACCCAAGGCAGAGGAUGAGUAUGUGAAUGAGCCACUGUACCUCAACACCUUUGCCAACGCAUUGGGGAAUGCCGAGUACCUGAAGAACAAUGUACUGUCUGUGCCAGAGAAGGCCAAGAAAGCAUUCGACAACCCUGACUACUGGAACCACAGCCUGCCACCUCGCAGCACCCUUCAGCACCCAGACUACCUGCAAGAGUACAGCACAAAAUAUUUUUAUAAACAAAAUGGACGGAUCCGGCCUAUUGUGGCAGAGAAUCCUGAAUACCUCUCUGAGUUCUCGCUGAAGCCAGGCACUGUGCUGCCUCCUCCGCCCUACAGACACCGAAAUACUGUGGUGUAAGCUCAGCAGUGGCUUUAAGAUAGAGACACACCCGCUCCAAUUUCCCUGCCGCCUCUCUUUCUCUUACGGUCUUCCUCCUAGUCCCAAGGCCAGUAGUUUUGACACUUCCUGGUGGAAGAUAUAGAGAUGCAAUGAUAGUCAUGUGCUUAUCUAACUUGAACAUUAGAAGGAAGAACUGAAAGAGAAAGACAGGAGGAACCACACUGUUUCUUCAUUUCUCUGCAUGGGUUGGUCAGGAGAUUGAAACAGCUAGAGAAGGACCAGCAAAUAUAAGGCAACACUGCCUGCUAUCAAGCUAGUUCUCAAUGUUUUCUCUUUUUCUU
Enhydra lutris kenyoni (northern sea otter) is the source of this 4094-nucleotide messenger RNA. RefSeq names its product erb-b2 receptor tyrosine kinase 4. The coding region runs from base 1 to 3771 and encodes 1256 amino acids. The transcript has 27 exons. The record is from RefSeq and is a predicted model, not a curated record. Gene Ontology annotation, cellular component: signaling receptor complex; basal plasma membrane. Lineage: Eukaryota; Metazoa; Chordata; Mammalia; Carnivora; Mustelidae. Gene Ontology annotation, biological process: positive regulation of kinase activity; protein phosphorylation; positive regulation of cell population proliferation. Gene Ontology annotation, molecular function: transmembrane receptor protein tyrosine kinase activity; epidermal growth factor receptor binding; ATP binding.